CUCUGGAGGAUUUCCCUCCGUCUGGGGCUCCGGGGUCCGAGAGCUGGGAAGUGACCGACCCCGCGGCUUUUAGGCAAGUUGCGGCCCCUGAGGACCGUGCGCCCCGCGGCCGCCCCGGGGGAGGGUGUGUCGUGUCCUGGACCGAGCACCUACGGCCGGACUUCGGACAACGGACUCCCCUCCCGGGAAAGCUCAUGUUUGUCCAUCCUGAAGAGGAAGAUCAGCGUGGAGGAGGAUGGAUGCCAAAGCUCGGAACUGUUUGCUUCAGCACAAGGAAGCCCUGGAAAGAGACAUCAAGACUUCUUACCUCAUGGAUCACAUGAUUUCUGAUCGGGUUCUCAGUUUGUCAGAAGAGGAGAAAAUAAGAGAUCAGCCUACCCAGAAGAAGAGAGCAGCUAUGCUAAUUAAAGUGUUACUCGAAAAAGACAAUAACUCAUACAUAUCUUUCUACAAUGCUUUGCUACAUGAAGGCUACAAGGACUUGGCUUUUCUUCUCCAUGAUGGUAUUCCUCUUACUUCACAUAAUGGAAAGGAUUCGGUGGAUGGAGUGACACCAUAUGUGAAGACAGUGCUGUGUGAAGGUGGUGUACCACAGAGGCCUGUUGUAUUUGUAACCAGGAAGAAGCUGGUGAAGUCAAUCCAGGAAAAGCUUUAUAAACUUAAUGGCGAACCCGGAUGGGUCACAGUCUAUGGCAUGGCAGGCUGUGGGAAGUCUGUCCUAGCUGCAGAAGCUGUCCGGGACCACAGCCUCUUAGAAACAUGCUUCCCAGGAGGUGUGCAUUGGGUCUCCAUCGGCAAACAGGACAGAUCUGGGCUCCUGAUGAAACUCCAGAAUCUCUGCACGCGGCUGGACCAGGAUGGUGCUUUCUCCCAGAGACUCCCGUUGAACCUCGAGGAAGCCAAAGACCGCCUCCAUUUCUUGAUGCUACGCAAGUGCCCAAGGUCUCUUUUGAUCUUGGAUGACAUUUGGGACUCGUGGGUGCUCAAAGCUUUCGACAGUCACCAUCAGAUCCUUCUCACAAGCAGAGACAAGAGUGUCACCGACUCGGUGAUGGGUCCCAAGUACGUCGUCCCCGUGGAGAGUGGCUUAAGAAAAGAGAAAGGAUUGGAAAUCUUGUCGCUCUUUGUUAAUAUGAAGAAAUCAGAUCUACCUGAACAAGCUCACAGUAUUGUGAGGGAGUGUAAAGGUUCCCCUCUUGUAGUGUCUCUAAUCGGGGCUCUGUUACGUGACUUCCCCAAUCGCUGGGGCUACUACCUCAGCCAGCUUCAGAAUAAGCAGUUUAAAAGAAUCAGGAAGUCAUCAUCGUAUGAUUAUGAAGCCCUGGAUGAAGCCAUGUCCAUAAGUGUUGAAAGACUGAGUGAAGACCUCCAGAAGUAUUAUAAGGACCUUUCCAUCCUGCAGAAGGAUGUCAGAGUGCCCACCAAGGUAUUAUGUAUUCUUUGGGACAUGGAGACGGAAGAGGUUGAAGACAUCCUACAAGAAUUCAUUAAUAAGUCCCUCCUGUUUUAUGAUCGAAAUGGAAAGUCCUUCCGUUACUACUUACACGAUCUUCAGGUUGACUUCCUCAUGGAGAAGAACCGAGACCAUCUCCAGGAGUUGCACAGAAAGGUGGUGUCUCAGUUCCAGAAACAUUGCAAGGUGCAUGCCCUUGCUUCUGACCAAGAAGACUCCAUGUACUGGUACAGCUUUUUGGCAUAUCACAUGGCGAGUGCCGACAUGCGCCAAGAACUUCGAGAUCUCAUGUUUUCCCUAGAUUGGAUUAAAGCAAAGACUGAGCUUGUGGGACCUGCUCAUCUAAUACAUGAGUUUAUGCAAUAUGGCCAUCUAUUGGAUAAGAAGGACUGUACCAUCUGUGAGAAUUUUCAAGAGUUUUUAUCUCUCAAUGGACACCUUCUUGGACGCCAGCCAUUUCCUAAUAUUGUGCAACUAGGUCUCUGUGAGCCGGAAACUUCUGAAGUCUACCGGCAAGCCAAAUUACGGGCCAAGCAGGAGGUCGAUAGAGGGAGACUUUACUUGGAAUGGAUAAACAAGAAAACCAUCAAGAAACUCUCCCGUUUAGUUGUCCGCCCCCACACAGAUGCUGUUUACCACGCCUGCUUCUCAGAAGACGGGCAGAGGAUUGCUUCCUGCGGUGCUGAUAAAACCUUACAGGUGCUGAAAGCAGAAACAGGAGAGAGGCUCCUGGAAAUCGAGGCCCAUGAGGAUGAGGUGCUUUGUUGCGCUUUCUCCAAGGAUGAUCGAUUCAUAGCGACCUGUUCAGCAGAUAAGAAAGUGAAGAUUUGGAAUUCAUGGACUGGAGAGCUGGUACACACCUAUGAUGAGCACACGGAGCAGGUCAACUGCUGUCACUUUACCAAUAUGCAGCACCACCUUCUCUUAGCCACUGGAUCCAGUGACUUCCUCCUCAAACUCUGGGAUCUGAAUAAGAAGGAGUGUCGGAACACCCUGUUUAAUCACACAAAUUCUGUGAACCACUGCCGAUUCUCACCGGACGAUAAAUAUUUGGCCAGCUGCUCAGCGGAUGGAACGUUGAAGCUUUGGGACGUGAGUUCAGCCAAUGAAUGGAGCAGCAUCGAUGUGAGACAACACUUUGUGAAUUCUGACGGGCUUCAGGAAGACGUGGAUGUGAUGGUGAAAUGUUGUUCCUGGUCCAGCGAUGGGGCUCGAGUGAUGGCAGCUGCUGCCAAUAGGCUCUUGGUUUUUGAUGUCCACAGCGGGAGCCUGGUAGGAGAAAUCCACACUGGUCACAGCAGCACCAUCCGGUACUGUGAUUUCUUUCCCAAGAGUCAUCUUGCUGUGGUAGCUCUUUCCCACUACUGCGUGGAGUUAUGGAAUACAGAUACAGGGUCAAAAGUAGCAGACUGCCGAGGACACCUGAGUUGGGUCCACUGUGUGGCGUUUUCUCCCGAUGGAUCUUCAUUUUUGACAUCUUCUGAUGAUCAGACAAUCAGGCUCUGGGAGACAAGGAAAGUGUGUAAGAAUUCUGCUAUUAUGUUAAAGCAGGAAGUAGAUGUUGUAUUCCGGGAGGAUGAAGUGAUAGUUCUUGCAAUUGACAACAUACGACGCCUACAACUAAUUAAUGGAAAAACAGGCCAUACCGAUUAUCUGUCAGAAGCCCAGAAACCUCGAAUUAGCUGCUGUUGUCUGAGUCCAGGCCUGCGAUACCUGGCAUUGGGAGAAGAAGAUGGGUCUGUAAAGAUUCUGGAGCUCCCCAACGGAAGAGAGUUUCGAUCCCGAAUGGGGCAUGAGAAGGCGGUACGACGGGUGCAGUUCACAUCAGAGGGGAGGACCCUUAUUUCAAGCUCUGACGAUUCUACAGUUCAGGUGUGGAACUGGCAGUCAGAGGAGUUUGUGUUUCUCAAAGCUCACCAAGAGCCGGUGAAGGACUUUCGGCUCCUGCAGAAUCCACGGCUCCUGACCUGGUCAUUUGAUGGCACGGUGAAGGUUUGGAAUAUCCUUACUGGCAAAGUAGAGAAGGACUUUGUUUGCCACCAAGACACAGUUCUGUCCUGUGAUGUUUCUCCUGAUACCUCCAAGUUUUCAUCUACCUCUGCCGACAAGACUGCAAAGAUUUGGAGCUUUGAGAGCCAUUCUCCUCUUCACGAGCUGAGGGGCCACGAAGGCUGUGUGCGAUGCUCUGUCUUCUCUGGGGACAGCGCCCUCCUGGCGACGGGAGAUGACAAUGGAGAGAUCAGGAUAUGGAAGGUCUCCACUGGUGAGCGGCUUCAUUCCUGUGUUCCCAUGACUGUGGAGAAAGGAGAGGCGGCCUACGUGGGCUGGGUGACCGACCUCCGCUUUUCUCCUGACAGUAAAAUGCUCGUGUCGGCUGGGGGCUGUCUGAAGUGGUGGAACGUGGACACCGGCGAAUCCUUCCAGACCUUCUACACAAAUGGAACCAACCUUAAGACAAUACACGUGUCGCCUAGUUUCAAAACAUAUGUGACUGUUGAUAAUCUUGGAAUUUUAUAUGUACUACAGGCAUUGGAAUGAUAUCACCACACCCAGUGUAAGUCAUCCUUGACUGCUUGUGGCCCGGUGGUGUGGAAUUGGGGGGUGGGGGGAGAUCCUGAUCAGACUCUGUAUGUCAAGUUUUACUAAGCUGUGAAUCACUUUGCAGUAUUGAAUUCAUUACAAGUGCUUGUUGUCAGAUGAAUAAUGUUUAUGUAGAUUUCCCCCCAGAUGAGCACACCUUUAAUCUUGUUUUCCAUAAUCAUUAUUAUUGUUAACAGUUUGUACUUUCGGAUGCAAAAGGAAAUUUAUGGAGCUUGUUAUAUUGUUGAUAUAAUUCUAUUUUCAGAUAUGUUCAAAUUGGUCGACAUAAUUAAUGAGACUCAGUAGAAAGAAAAUAGAUAUCUGGGAAGUAGGAUAAAUGCCUUUCAGGUUGGGGCGGUCAGUCUAGGGAGGUGCCUUCACAGAGCAACUCUUAUAUUCCCACCCCCCCUCACCCCCCCAUCAUGGGGGAAGGCAUUUGGGAGAAAGGAGGCUCUCUUUGAAGUUACCAUGUUUUGUAUCCCAUAAAUGUGCUUUAUGAGAAGCAGCAUAUUGUCAUGGCUGGAGGGCCGGCUGGCCUUAGGGUCAGGAGGACAUGGGGUCACUUCCUGCCUCUGCUGUUUAGGGGAAGUCACUUAACCUGUCAGUAUGCCAGGCAACCCUUGAAGACUAUACAUGGCAGAUGAGUGGCUGAUCUGCACUGGUGGAGGGAAUUUUCAUACCAGGGGUGGUGAAAUCACAGGUUUGGGCUCUCUCCCAAAACUGCUUUAAAAAUGUUUUGUGGUUGCAAUGUCGACUGAAAUUGACUCAGUACAAUGAACCUUUAAAUUUCAAACUUGCUCCUUUGUAAAGCAUUCAUUAUGGAAGGACGAGGAGAAAACAAAUCCAUUAGCCUACAUGUUUUCAUUCCCCUGUGCCUUCAAUGGCCAUGGUACCAGGGAGGUCAUAGUGGGUCAUAGCAGACUCUAGAAAUGUGAUUUGGGGGGAAAAUAAAAGAAAAAAAAAGAAAUGUGAUUUGGGACUGAUGUCGUGGCCUCUCGGACCCUUCACCUCUACAUCCUCACCAGAAUCUUUCAUUGUCUGAGCCCUAGUUUAUUAGAAUCCUUUUUUUUUUCUGGGUGGGUGAAUACCUUUCUACUAGAAAAUAGUUUUGGGGUAGGGGAAAUCCAUCUUGAUUAGGGGAAAGAUUAAUUAUAGAUUGAAUUAUGCUUUGAGAGUCCUAUCUGCUUCUUUGAUGAGUGGCAUGGCUGUUCUGCUCAUUUCUCUGGGUCUCAGUUUCCUUAGCUACAAAAUGGACUAGAUGGUCAUUGAAAUCUCAGUGAGAUGUUAAACCUGCUGGUAUUUUUUUGUAUCAACAAAGAUUCUUCUAGGACUUGGUCUGCAUUUAAAGGAAGGGCUUUAUGACUCCCAGCAAUGCCAGUUAUAACUUUGUAGGGCUUUUUACCCUUCCAAAAGUGUGUGAAAAGUGGAUGUUCCACGUCAAGGUGCAUCUCGGGGCUAACUCUUUUGAAAUCUGCUAAAUGGUCCAGCCAAACCCAGGAGUGCCCCUCAGUCAGAGGCAGCAUUGUACCUGAAUUCAGCAGUGGGAGGAAGGGUAGAGUAGAAGAGUAUUUUCGCAGCCUAGAGCUCUCUUGGGGGUCCUCUAGUCUAGCUCUCUUCUUUUACAGACAGGUGGGGUGACUUCGCCCAAGGUCCCAUAGAUCAGGAACUCUCGGGUCUUUUUCUGCAAGCUCAGCAGGGUGAGACCCCCAGAGUCUGAGUCCUGUCCUUCACCUUUGGCCACAUUCCUUCACCAUUCCAAGCCUCAGUUUUGCAGUCUAUAAGAUGGGGAUCAUUAGUGCUUUCACUUUCACAUUGGUCCUCCUCAAAGUGUCACAGAAAUGUGGCUUGUUAGUGAUGUAAGUGGAGGUGGUCAGCGCACCCAAGCUUUUUGCAUUUUCUAAAUGCAAUUUGCCAGUCUUAAGAAAAGAAGUCCAGAUGAGAAACUAGAGUUCUGGGGUGAGGCCUCCAUGCAGUGAUCCAUGCCACCUGUGGGUGUGGAACUGAUAAGAUUUCUGUCAUCUGUGCUAAGCCGAUGGACUAGUGAGCAAGAAAAUACAUCAUGGAUCAUAGUUCUAGAGCGGGUGUUCAGAAUUCAGGACAACUGUGGAGCUCAUUGAUGUACAAGGAGGGUAAAAAACACCCCACCCCCACUGAUCUUCUCCAGGAGCUAAGUUUUUCUCAUGCUCAAUAGAGAAGAACAGUCUCAGGUAUAUGCUGCUUUAGCUAAAACCAAAAUAUGAAAACCUGAAGUAGUUGUUGUUGUUUCCCUUUAAAAGGAACUAGUUUGCAUGUAGAUGGCCAUCCCCUUUUGUCCAGUCAGAAUUGGAUGUAUGGCAAUAUUGAAGGGGCCACCUCUAUGACACAGAGCCAGGCGUACUUUGUUCAUAGGGUUGUACCUUUAGAGCUGGAAGGGAGCUUGGAAGCCAGCAGGUCCAACCCUCUCAUUUUACAGAUGAGGAAACUGAGGCACGGAGAUGUUAGCUGACUUACCCAGGGUCUCACCUAGUGACUCUCGGAGGUAGCAUUGGAAUCCAGGUCUUCCCGACCCCAAGUCCAGUGCCCUCUCCACCAUACGUCACCUCUCGUUUUGCCAUUACUCUGAAAAUACUUUUCAAGCGUGUUUGUCUGUUUCUGCUUUAAGGGUUAUUGUUUGUGUGUGUGUGUGCCUUCCCUCCCAUCAAGAGACCCUGCCUCACCCCAGGCGUCCAAGAUAGGAGAGCAGAGGGGCAAGGACAGGCUGACAUGCUUGUCUCAUGGCACAAGGGCUGGCCCCUUGAGGCGUGAGCAGUGACCAGAGGAAGGCCGGCUUUGUUGUUGGCUCUUCUGGGGCCCUGUUAAGCAGUUCCUCCUGACCGUUCUGGUGCUCGUGUCGGCAAUCCAAGCCUGUCCUCUCGCUGUCUUCUCUGUGACCUCAUGUUGUAUACCCCUUACCGUGUAAGUGGCUAGCAAAUGAUUCCAAUUUGUACACCAACCCUUUUGUUUUCCCUUUGCUAUACAUUUUUUAAAUGAAUUUUAAAGAUGUUAUUUGUACGAAUAAACUUUUGGAAUCCUG
Molecule: messenger RNA, 7085 nt
Organism: Dromiciops gliroides (monito del monte)
Lineage: Eukaryota; Metazoa; Chordata; Mammalia; Microbiotheria; Microbiotheriidae
Gene: APAF1
Product: apoptotic peptidase activating factor 1
Exons: 27
Coding region: 236-3991 (1251 amino acids)
Biological process (GO): apoptotic signaling pathway; regulation of apoptotic process
Cellular component (GO): apoptosome
Molecular function (GO): protein binding; ADP binding
Source: RefSeq, a predicted model, not a curated record